AUGACGAACUCCACUCAGACUAUUCACUGUCCUGUGCACACACACCUUGCAAGUGAUGGCGCCACAAGUCUGACUUCCAGCGUACGAAUUGAAUGGAUCGCAGCAGUUACUAUUGCUGCUGGGACAGCUACAAUUGGUUAUCUAGCUUACAGAAGGUUUUAUGUUAAAGAUCAUCGCAACAAAUCUAUGGUAAACCUUCACAUCCAGAAAGACAACCCCAAGAUAGUACAUGCUUAUGACAUGGAGGAUUUGGGAGAUAAAACUGUGUACUGUCGUUGUUGGAGGUCCAAAAAGUUUCCAUUCUGUGAUGGAUCUCACACAAAACACAAUGAAGAGACUGGAGACAAUGUGGGACCUCUGAUCAUUAAGAAAAAGGAAACUUAAAUGGACAGUUUUGAUGCUGCAAACCAACUUGUCAUGAUGUCAUCUGACUGUUUAAUUAGAAUGACUACCACCUCUGUCUGUUCACCUCCCCUGGGUUCUAGAUGUGAUGUAUUGCAAAUUGCAGCUUUCAUAUUCACGGCAUUUGCCUUAUUUGUUGAACCAUCGUGGUGCA
Messenger RNA from Canis lupus familiaris (dog), 556 nucleotides. RefSeq names its product CDGSH iron-sulfur domain-containing protein 1. Gene Ontology annotation, molecular function: 2 iron, 2 sulfur cluster binding. Gene Ontology annotation, biological process: regulation of autophagy. The transcript has 2 exons. The record is from RefSeq and is a predicted model, not a curated record. Bases 1 to 384 code for a protein of 127 amino acids. Lineage: Eukaryota; Metazoa; Chordata; Mammalia; Carnivora; Canidae. Gene Ontology annotation, cellular component: mitochondrial outer membrane; intracellular membrane-bounded organelle.